CACUACCUGGGUAUUGAUGGUAUUCCAGCCGUUGAGAGCCACAAUCAUCACCUCAAGCCAUGGCCAGCCUCAGUACUAUCUCUACAGGCUGGCUCCCCUCAGCAUCAGCAGUUCUUAUCCUCCUCGUCGGCCUCGUUCUCUCCUCCAUUUUGAGAAAAAGCGGCAUCCAAAGAGAUGGACAGUAUCUCAAAAAACCACCCAACACGCUGCCCCUGGUGGGCAACGGCCUGCUCUUCCUCCAGGCCCGAGAGAAGCUCUUUGGCUGGUUCGUCAGGUGUGAGCGUCUCUUUGGCCGCGAGACCUUUGAGCUCUACGUGCCCAGCCUGCCGCCUGGCGUUGUCAUCAACGACCCCAAGAACCUAGAGUUUGUAUUUAAGAACGAGGGCGUCUUUGCCAAGGGAGAAUUCAUGAAGAAGCCCCUGUGGGACUUGUUUGGACAUGGUAUCAUCAACUCGGACGGCGAGCUGUGGCGGGUCCAGCGCAAAGCCGGCCUGAGCUUUCUAAACAACAAGAACCUCCAGGUCCUCACAGACGUUGCCCUGCCGCGAUACCUGGCCCAGAGUAUCAGCCAUCUCAAGGCCAGUUGUAGCGGCGGCGGCCGUCGCGAGGCAGACCUGCAAGCCGUGUUCCAUGAGAUCACGAGCCAGCUGAUGGGCAAGAUGGCAUACAACAUGGAAAUGCACGCCGAUGACGAAUUCAGCGUCGCUUUCGACUACGCCUCUGGAGUCUGUGCCGAGCGGGUGCAGAACCCACUGUGGCAGGUCACUGAGGUCUUCUUUGGCUCGAGGAUGAAGAAGUCUGUCGCCAUCGUUGGGGCAUUUGGCAAAAGAAUUGUCGACAGUGCCAUCGAGGACCGAAAGAGAGGACUGGUGGGUGGGGUUCCAGCAGAAGCGCCGGGAGCAGCAGCAUCUGGGAAUGAAAAGCUUGAUGAGAUCUCCGGGAGCCUGAUCCAGUCGUUGCUGGACUCGAUUGGAGACCAGCGUAUGGUCGCAGACGCAGCGCUGAAUUAUCUUUCCGCCGGCCGCGACACCACCGCACAGGCUCUGACAUGGACUUUUCAUCUCCUCAUGCACCACCGCUACGCCUACGCCAAGAUUCGUAGUGAAGUCCAGUCCCUCCUGGACGACGACUCCUCUUCCUCUUCCUCCCCCUCCCCUCCUCAUAGCGACGCCGGCCUCCCCUUCAACCCAAACCUCUUCACCCCAUCCGCCCUCCCCUACACCCACGCCGUUCUCCUCGAGUCCCUCCGCCUCCGGCCCCCAAUCCCCUUCGAGAUCAAACAAGCCCAGUCCGCCACCACCCUCCCAGACGGCACCUUUCUCCCUGCCGGCUCCGUCGUCGUCUGGUGUCCCUGGGCCAUGAACCGCUCCCGCCUCACAUGGGGCGACGACGCCACCGCCUUCCGACCCGAGCGCUGGCUUCAACAGCAGAACCACUCAGCCGCCGCCGGUGGCGGACCCGCUCCCGAGUUCCCUGUCUUCAACGGUGGGCCCAGGACGUGCCUGGGCAAGCGCAUGGCCGAGCUGGUCGCCGUGCAGGUCAUCGCCGCCGUGGUGUGGUCGUUUGACUUUGUGCCCGCCUACGAGGGGACUGAGAGGAGGAGCAAGAGCAGCCUGACGCUGCCGAUGGACGGUGGCCUGCCUGUGUUUGUCAAGGUGAGGAGUCGGGGUGGCGGCUUGACGGAAGGGCGGAGUUUGGGGUAGGCGAGCGGCUAUAGGAAAGCCAUUACCCAAGAGGCCCAGGUUUUUUUCUUCUUUGGUUUCUUAUUUUUUGGGGGCGGGGGGUUGACAUAUAUAUAUAUGUAUGUAUGCAUCUAUACUUCUUCCUCAUGACUGAUAUCUUCCUCUCUC
Molecule: messenger RNA, 1850 nt
Organism: Cryphonectria parasitica EP155
Lineage: Eukaryota; Fungi; Ascomycota; Sordariomycetes; Diaporthales; Cryphonectriaceae
Product: cytochrome P450
Exons: 6
Coding region: 60-1703 (547 amino acids)
Molecular function (GO): oxidoreductase activity, acting on paired donors, with incorporation or reduction of molecular oxygen; iron ion binding; monooxygenase activity
Source: RefSeq, a predicted model, not a curated record